Molecule: messenger RNA, 1981 nt
Organism: Sus scrofa (pig)
Lineage: Eukaryota; Metazoa; Chordata; Mammalia; Artiodactyla; Suidae
Gene: CREB3L3
Product: cAMP responsive element binding protein 3 like 3
Biological process (GO): regulation of transcription by RNA polymerase II
Cellular component (GO): nucleus
Molecular function (GO): RNA polymerase II cis-regulatory region sequence-specific DNA binding; DNA-binding transcription factor activity, RNA polymerase II-specific
Source: RefSeq, a predicted model, not a curated record
CCAGGACUAUUUCAGCAUCUUUUAGAGGUGGUAACAGAGGCAUAGAGAGGCUGGGAGCCCUGGUGGUGGGAUGAGCCUCUAGCUCGGAGCAUACCAGAAGUCGGCUGGAGACAGAACUGGCUGGGCUCGUGAAUGGGGAUUUAGCCAUUGAAAAGAUGGCUUCCUCUGCCAGUCCUAUGGGCCCUAUUGACAGCCUGGAGCUCUUGGAUCUCCUGUUUGACCGGCAGGACGGCAUCCUGAGACACGUAGAACUGGGCGAGGACUGGGGCCGCAUCGAGGACCAGGUUUUGCCUGGCCCGGACUCUGAUGAUUUCCUCAACUCCAUCCUGGGUUCUGGAGAUUCAGCGCCCAGCUCCCCAACCUGGUCUCCUGCGGCCAGUGACAGUGGCAUCUCAGAAGAUCUGCCCUCCGACCCCCAGGACACCCCUCCACGUAGUGGUGUGGCUGCCACCCCGUCCAGCUACCAUACCUCAGAGUCUGGCAAGGGACCCUGUCCCUCCUACCCUCCUGGCCCUCCCUGCCCUGCCAGGCACCUUGGGCCAGUGGCCUCUGUGGCCAUAGACCUGGAGAUGUGGAGCCCAGGCCUCUACGCUGAGGAGCAGGCCGAACUGGCUGACUCACCCCCUCGCUGCAACCUCACGGUGAAAGAUCUCCUCCUCUCGGGCAGCAGUGGGGACCUGCAACAGCAUCACUUGGCACCCCCCCACCUGUUGAGACCUGGGACUGGGCACUGCCAGGAGCUGGUGCUGACAGAGGAUGAGAAGAAGCUGCUGGCCAAAGAAGGCAUAACCCUGCCCACCCAGCUGCCCCUCACCAAGUAUGAGGAACGAGUGCUGAAAAAAAUCCGCAGGAAAAUCCGGAACAAACAGUCAGCCCAAGAAAGCAGGAAAAAGAAGAAGGAAUAUAUUGAUGGCCUGGAAACUCGGAUGUCAGCCUGCACUGCCCAAAACCAGGAGCUUCAGAGGAAAGUCUUACAUCUUGAGAAGCAGAACCUGUCCCUCUUGGAGCAGCUGAAGAAACUCCAGGCCAUUGUGGUCCAGUCUACCAGCAAGUCAGCUCAGACGGGCACCUGCAUAGCGGUCCUGCUCUUCUCCUUUGCUCUCAUCGUCCUCCCCUCCAUCAGCCCUUUCGCUUCCAACAAAACCGAGAACCCUGGAGACUUCACACCUGUGCGAGUUUUCUCCAGAACUUUGCACAACGACGCCGCAUCUCGUGUGGCCCCCAAUACCGCACCAGGCUCCGAGGCUCCAGGACCCAGACCCGAGGCUGGUACACUUCAGGAAGGGUCUCCAGGCAGCCCUGGAGGGGACCAGGGAUCCAGGGACAGACCAGCUCUAGACAACUCGACGGAGAAUCUGGACAACUCAACUCUGGUCCAGGAAAACUCCCUGAAGGAGACAGACCAGGCCACCCUGCUAGACUGUGCCCCGCCUGAGCCAGCACUCAGCCCAGGGCGUGUGGGGUUGGAGGCAGCAGGGGGGGAGCUGUGAGUACCACAGAUACGUGCCCCCAGGCCCCUCUGCUCAGCGGUGCUUCAGGGGGUGCUGUGGUGGACAGAGAUGGGCACAGGGAUCCAAGGUGAGGGAGAGACCUUGGCGGAGAUAUCAGGAUAGAGAUGCACAGACUCAAAGCUACAGACUUGGGGACCCAGGCACAUGCAGAAACUGAUGCUCAUUCACAGACCAUAGUGCCCACAAGCCUGAGAAAUACACACACAGAUGCAGGUGCAGAAGGAAACAGGAACACACAGACUGAUCCACAGACCCAGCCAGACAGAUGUAUACACCAGGCCUCAGUAACUCCCUGCCCCGGGACUCUUCUCUGUCCCCUCCCGCACAGGGAGGAAAAAGUUGCCGAGACUGCAGGGCCGCCUGAGCACCGGCUAAGCUCUGAACUGGGCAGGCCAUGGCCCAUAGCCAUUCCCGUUUUUCUAAGACCGAUGUGACCCUUAAUAAAGUAUUUUGACAGAAUACCACUGGCA